GCGAUAUCGUUGUGCUCAAUGGUGCUCGUGUGGCUGAGGAUUUGUUAGAAAAGCGAUCCAAGAUUUAUGCUGAUCGCCCCACUUGGCCGAUGGCCGACUUGAUUGGCCGUCAGAAUAAUGUCGGAUUUACAUACUAUGGUAACAAACUUCGGGCAUCAAGGAAACUACUCCACGCAUCACUGGGCACUGGCGCAAGAAACGAGUGGAAUCCCAUGUUAGUAGAAGAGUGUAAACAUGUGAUGAAGCUCUUGGUCGAUCAUCCAGAGCAUUGGAUGAGCCACGUCAAGUCACACGUUGCCUCUCUUGUGCUUCGCUUCACCUACGGUCGCAAAUUAUCCGAAGAUUAUGUUCGCAUGGCAGAAGAAAUCAACUUCGACACUGGGAUGGCACUUCAGCCUGGAUGGAUAGUAGAUUCUUUGCCGUUCUUGAAAUACCUCCCAACUUGGUUACCAGGCAUGCACUUCAAGAGAUGGGCAUUGACUGCGAGAUCGAGGUUCGAAAGAUGCACGCAAGAGCCUUAUACUGCAACCCGUUUAGCUGUCCUCAAUGGCACUGCUCCGCCAUCAUUUGUUGCCCGCCAUUUAACCUCGAUGGUUAAUUGUUUGUCGCCCUUUGAAGAGCAGGUCCUCAUGCACACCGCCGGAAGCGUAUAUGGAGCUGCAACCGACACUACAUCUGCUUUUCUCAUGUCGUUCAUUCUUCUUAUGGUCGUGUUUCAGGACAUUCAGGAAAAGGCUCAUGCUGAACUUGUCAACUUGGUCGGACACCAUAGGCUUCCCACCGUAGAUGAUCAGGCUUCGCUUCCUUACAUCGAGGCGCUCAUCAAAGAAAUACAUAGAUUUAAUCCCGUCAUUAAUCUUGUUCCACAUAGCCCGAUGGAAGAAGAUGAAUACGAGGGCUAUCGUAUUCCUCGUAAGUCUUGGAUCAUGUGCAACGUCUGGUCUAUGACCCAUGACCCCGAGAUAUACCAAGACGCCGAAGUCUUUAAUCCCGAUCGGCACCUUUCUGGGACGGUCAAAGAUCCGAGGCAAUUUACCUUUGGUUUCGGAAGACGGUCCUGCCCUGGUGUUCACUUUGCCAACGCCGAAACUUUCAUGUUCAUUACCCAUGCCCUCCUCUUAUUUAAGAUCAGUCCUGCGACAAACGUAAAUGAAGCAGAGACUCAUCCGCCAUUGUCAUAUACGUCAACCUUUACAUCCCAGCCGACACCUUUUGACUGCCUGUUCGAGUUGCGGGAUCCCAUCCUGAAGGAAUUCCUUUGUGUUUGAGUGGGUCAAUAAAUUGACGAGUUGCGGUGCCACAAGUUGUAUUCUAGAUUACCACCUCUUACACCCGUGAUUUCCAUAUUACAAUCUGUUGAUUGAAGCAGUAAAAAAACUGGACGAGAAUAUAGUUAUCCGUAGCUGACAAUUUAAAGGUUCGAAAGGAAACAUUGAACUGC
Suillus subalutaceus is the source of this 1441-nucleotide messenger RNA. Its product is annotated as cytochrome P450. Bases 90 to 1268 code for a protein of 392 amino acids. The transcript is spliced from 9 exons. Lineage: Eukaryota; Fungi; Basidiomycota; Agaricomycetes; Boletales; Suillaceae. The record is from RefSeq and is a predicted model, not a curated record. Gene Ontology annotation, molecular function: heme binding; iron ion binding; monooxygenase activity.